CCCGCCCCCCGUCUGUUAUUGGCUGCCAACCCGGAUAUCCCGUUCACUGGCGAGUCUCAAGGGACCGCCCCAGGAGGCUGGUCCAGCGGUUCCGGAACAUGACGGAAGGUGAAGGCUGGCGGCCGCCGCGCCCGUGCGAGGCCUACCGCGCCGAGUGGGAGCUCUGCCGCAGCGCCGGGCACUUCCUGCGCCACUACUACGUCCACGGCGAGCGGCCGGCGUGCGGGCAGUGGCGGCGCGACCUGGCCAGCUGCCGCGAGUGGGAGGAGCGCCGCAGCGCCGAAGCCCAGGUGAGGCCAGGUGACCCGACCGGGCCCGCCGAGCCCUGGAAGGCCGGGAACCAGAGGCGCUGGGCGCAGGGGGCGGGCCUUCAACAGGGACUUCGGGUCCAGCCCUCCGCGUGUGCUUUGAUUUAUAGCUCUUAUAUAUCAGUAAGAGAAAUGGAUUUCACAAUGGAGAAGUGGACAAAAGGGAGAGAGAAGGGAUUCACCCUGAAAGGACAUCAAAUGGCCUGAUACACAUUUAAAAUGACAGUAAGUGGUUUCUGCCCAGCAAAACAUCCACUGGGGUUUGGAGAGUCUGAGCACCUGGGCAGUGCUGGUGGAAUGUGGGUAUUUUGAUUAUCUAAAUAUCAAAUGCAUGCCUUUUGAUCUCAGAGUUUUACUCCUGGAAUUUUAUCCUAGGGAGUUAAUUGGGUGACAGUUCAAAGUUCAAAAUGUCCUGAAAGUGACCUGAUGUCCAGUAGUAGACAUUUGACCAGAUAACGAAUAUCUUCCCCAUCGCAGAGUACUACACAGCCAUUUAGUAACCUACCCACUUGUGGGAAGGUGCCUGCGGUAUGUCACAUAAUGAGGAAAGCAGGAGGUACAUCUGUCAGGAGGCAGUUAUUCCUUCUUUAGGGGAACAGGUGCAGCUCUGAGACACGGGCCUCGAGUGGAAGCUGUGACCUUCACCUCGGGGCUGGAGGUCUGUGGGGCUUUCACGUUUGCUUUGCGUUUCUGAUCACUCUUAACACUCAGGCAGAGGAGGUAAAAUUCUACAUGUAGAGUGGCCAGCACAGCUCCUGGAAAACCCCAGGCCCCAUCGGGAUUGUGACCUGCUGCCCCGAGUUUACUGGCAGAGGUGACUUCUGCUGUCGGUCAGUCUGUGGCCUCUUCCCUGCCUCUGGCCAGUCUUUCAGGCUCACCUCUCCUCAUGGCUAAGCCCCCAGCCUGUCUCAGCUGGUGAAGCUGAUUAGGUCAACCGAAAGCCUCAGACCCUGGGGCCCAGGAGAAGUGUGCACCUAUAUGAUAGAUGUUCACGGUAGCUUGAAGAGGAGUGAUCCCGGUGUGUGCUGGGCUGCACAUGUGGGCGGAUAUGUGUGGGGCUGCCCGUGACCAGGUCUCCU
This is a messenger RNA of Cervus elaphus (red deer), 1387 nucleotides long. It is a transcript of the gene C5H22orf39, whose product is annotated as chromosome 5 C22orf39 homolog. Bases 99 to 515 code for a protein of 138 amino acids. The record is from RefSeq and is a predicted model, not a curated record. The transcript has 3 exons. Lineage: Eukaryota; Metazoa; Chordata; Mammalia; Artiodactyla; Cervidae.